Molecule: messenger RNA, 714 nt
Organism: Miscanthus lutarioriparius
Lineage: Eukaryota; Viridiplantae; Streptophyta; Magnoliopsida; Poales; Poaceae
Source: the annotation of a GenBank genome assembly
AUGGGUCACCACCACGGCGGUGUGGGGUGCUGCUGCGAGCUCUGCGGCGCGCCGGCGGCCGUGCACUGCGCGGCGGACGCGGCCUUCCUCUGCGCCGCCUGCGACGCCAAGGUGCACGGCGCCAACUUCCUCGCGUCGCGGCACCGCCGCACGCGCCUCCUGGACCUCGCGGCCGCCGCGGGGGCGCCGGACGAGGAGGACGGGUACGACUCCGCGUCGUCGUCAGCGGCGCCACCACGGCGGAGGAGGAGGCGCGCGCCGGCCGGGAGCGGGAGCCCGAGCCCGAGGCACCCCCCGUGCGCGCGGCGCGCCGAGGCGGUGCUCGAGGUGUGGACCAAGCGGACUUUGGGCCUCGCGGCGGGGUCGGCGGCGGCGCGCCGGCGCGCCGCGGCGGCCGCGCGGGAGCUCCGGGCCUGCGCCCACGACCUCGCCUCCGCGCGCGUCCCGCCACGCGUCGCUAUGGCCGCCGCGCUGUGGCGGGAGGUGGCGGGGCGCGGCGGUGGGAUCGGCGUCGGCGGCCACGGCGAGGCGCUGCGGCGGCUGGAGGCGUGCGCGCACGUGCCGUCGAGGCUCGUGGUGGCGGUCACCACGUCCCUGGAGCGCGCACUCGAACGCGCACGCGCGCGCAGGCGGAGGAGGGCCGCCACGGACGCCGUGGAGGGUUGGGACGAGUGCGCGUGGGCCGGGCCCAAGUCCAGCCCGGCACGUUCUUGA